Perkinsus marinus ATCC 50983 is the source of this 319-nucleotide messenger RNA. RefSeq lists its product as hypothetical. NCBI's taxonomy places the organism in Eukaryota, Perkinsozoa, Perkinsida, Perkinsidae. The transcript has 4 exons. The annotation marks the transcript as partial. The record is from RefSeq and is a predicted model, not a curated record.
AUGACCAAUGGUAUAGUAGGCAUCAUGGCACAGAUGUUUUUCGCCUACUCCCAAGCUGGCACAUUGAAUGUCGCUGAGCUAUACAUGCCUCACCCUGCCAAAAGGGCCUGGCUGGCUAGUCUGUUGGGGCAGCUCUUGGGGCCUCUGCUCGCCACAGCUAUCGUUGACAAGAAAUGGAAAAAGGCUGGUGCAAUUUUUUUGAUUAUUUUACUUCCCUGGCUCAGCGCCUCGUUGGAUCCUAAAGUGAAAAAGAAAUACUAUAACCCGCUUAUGGCACACAUAGCCAAAGUAAAGGAGGAUAUGCAGGAAAAAGGUUCGA